AUGAACGACGAGCACGAAAUUAGAAGGUUUCAGCUGUUCAGGACAACCACCGGUGGUGCUUUGCGCUCCACACUGUCUGUGCCCACCCAAUACAACAGUCAACGUGGUGAGCUCAGGACCAUACCGAGCAACGAGCUUGAAGCUGUUCUCAGCAAGGCCAGUACAUUGUUCCCUGGAUGCAAAUCCGAGAACUGUACUUGGGACGAUGUCUUCGAGCAGAUCGAUGCUGCGAACGCGGCGUACGAAACCAAAGCUCCAAAAGGUUCCUUUCGAAAUUUCAUUCGGGGCGGCAAGGCUGAUGCCAGGACACUCGACUCUCUUUGCUCCAUAAUCCCAGAAGAACAAGGCCUUGGUGUCUUACGCGGAGGAUUGUCGUUCAUCUUCCAGGCCUGGGAACAACGCAUCGAGAAUCGAGAGAAGAUACUAGAGCUACUCGCAGACGUUGUUGACACUCUCAAGACGACAGCCGAGAUGUACAAGAUAUUUCGAGAUGGUGAACUGAAGGCGAAGACGUACGAUCUUUACGGUAUCAUCGUCGAUUCCCUGAAAUUGCUUAUCGAGAUGCUGCUUCGAUGUCGCAAAGAAGGGUCGCUCCUCCGCCGUAUAAAGACACGACUGCCAGAGUACGAAGCAGUCGUGUUGGAGGGACUCGAUCAUAACAUCCAAAACGCCAAGGCCGGGGUGACGAUGAGAGUCGACAUUCUCAGCGCACAAAGCCUGGAGCAAAUCCGCAAGACGACUUCCGCGAUCGAUACCGAGUUGCACGUAACGCGUGCUCAAGUUCAUAAAGUAUCGCAGGGAGUCAGGCUUCUCGAUGGGGAGACGAAGACUCUCAACCGAGGCAUCAGCGAAGUCUUGAAACAAGGCACUUGUCUUGAUGGAAAAGUUGAUGUUCUGGAUGAGCAUCUCACAUUGGUGCAGGAUAACGUGAUGAAGACAUGUAAAGAGAUGAAAGAAGACAACAAGCAAGGAUUCCUGAGGAUGAGCGACUGCAUGUCGACGAUGGUAUCCAAGAAUGAGGUUGCUGCUAUGAUUCAGACUGAACUGUACAAAUUAUUAGCCUCGGAAACGGUGUAUCGCUCAAGUAAGUCGAGCCCAAAUUUAUGGACCCAGUCACAAGCUCAUCCAUCUCUAGGGCAGCCUGUCCAGCAAACUGUUAGAGCCGAGGUCAUUGCGAAGGAGCGACGUCUUACCCAACGGACAUUUUCAGUGACGAUAGAAGAGCUUCUAUUGACACUCCACGUGGACCUCGGAUACUUGAGCGGCGAAACGGAGCACAUCUUGAGGCAGAGCAACUCUUUACGACCCAAGGGCCUCGGCAAGGCGCGAUGGCUGCUCACGACUGCGCAGUUCAAGAAUUGGCUUAGUCAGCCGUUCUCUGGGAUUCUGCUGGUUGAUGGGUAUUGCAAAGACGAUGGUAUCGGAAAGAUAUCUCCGUUGUCCGUCUUGUGUGCUUCUUUAGCAACCACGCUCGUCCAGACAAGCUCCAAUAUAGUCCUGCGCUUCUUCUGCAGCAGUCAUACCAGGGUUGAACAAGACACGAUCAGCGGACCAUCAGGACUUAUACGCAGCCUCAUCACUCAGCUGAUCCUUUAUCCCGGCACUCCGGACAUAGACCUAGAUCCAAUGGAGCAAGGUCUCUACGACGCAGUGUCGCAAUGCAACGUGCUAGCAUUGGUAUCUCUGUUCGGGUCGAUCGUGUGCAACAUGGACAAGUCAAUAACGAUCAUUUGCGUGAUAGACGGAAUAUCCGAUUUCGAAACUCCGCUUCGUGGUUGGGACAGGGAAAUUCUUGGUGUCGUCGAUCAGCUUCAAAACCUGGUAUACAAUCAGCGAUCUGGUCCAACGCUAAAGCUACUCAUGACUAGUGCAAACAAAGCGCUGAACAUUGGGUCGCUGUUGCGUCGCGAUCGUGGGGAGUAUGUAUCUUUGCGGUCGGGCAAUGUCAGCGAUAAGCCUGUGCGUGGGUUCGGUUUCGACCGAGACGUCGGGAGGAUGUUAAUGCCAUCAUCGCAGGAGAGUAGCUUCUUGGAGCCUGGAGGCUGGGGUGCACAAAGAGCGUCGCAGCGUGAAUUCGCGUAUGUAGGGCGACCACGCUCUUCAGGAAGCAACGUGCCGGGUGGUUGA
This is a messenger RNA of Alternaria metachromatica, 2127 nucleotides long. RefSeq lists its product as uncharacterized. The transcript is spliced from 4 exons. The record is from RefSeq and is a predicted model, not a curated record. Lineage: Eukaryota; Fungi; Ascomycota; Dothideomycetes; Pleosporales; Pleosporaceae. Bases 1 to 2127 code for a protein of 708 amino acids.